Messenger RNA from Aureobasidium subglaciale EXF-2481, 1254 nucleotides. Its product is annotated as glycoside hydrolase family 28 protein. The record is from RefSeq and is a predicted model, not a curated record. Gene Ontology annotation, molecular function: polygalacturonase activity. Gene Ontology annotation, biological process: carbohydrate metabolic process. Lineage: Eukaryota; Fungi; Ascomycota; Dothideomycetes; Dothideales; Saccotheciaceae. Bases 1 to 1254 code for a protein of 417 amino acids. The transcript is spliced from 6 exons.
AUGGUUUCUAUCAAGUUCUGGUCCCUUGCCACUCUCAUUACUCCACUAGUAUCUGCUGGUGGAGGUGUUCAUUAUUCCAAGCAUGGCAAUCGACCCCAAUGCACCGUCCUCGCGAACGGCGGCACCACCAAUGAUGUACCAAAUAUCCUCAAAGCAUUCAGCAAAUGUGGUAAUGGAGGGGACAUCACGUUCCCCGAAGGACAGAAUUACUAUAUCGCUUCAAAGUUGAACCCGACGGUGAAUGAUGUGAACAUCAAUUGGCAAGGUAUUUGGACGUUCUCUCCUGACAUCGAGUACUGGAGACGAAACAGCUCUACCUACCCUAUUGCCUUCCAGAAUCAUGCUGCCUCGUUCAUUUUGACCGGCGAUCAUAUUCGCAUUAAUGGAUACGGGACAGGAGGCAUACACGGGAAUGGCGAUGUCUGGUACACCGCAGAAGCAGGACACACCGUUCCGGGAAGACCCAUGCCUUUCGUGUUCUGGAACGUCUCGGACGUGACUGUCAAAAAGUUCUUCAUCAUUGAUCCACCAUUGUGGAGUUUCAACAUCAUGAACGGCACUAACAUGUGGGUCGACGAGCUGUACUGUAACGCCACUGCUACACAGGCAAAUGCGAGUCAGAACUGGGUACAAAAUACGGAUGGGUUCGAUACAAUGGACUCGAAGAACGUCCGGCUCACCAACUUUGUAUAUCAAGGAGGUGACGACUGUAUUGCCAUCAAGCCCAGGUCCUCAAACAUCUUUGUUCAGAAUGCGACAUGCAGAGGCGGGAAUGGCAUGGCGAUCGGCAGUCUAGGGCAAUACCUCGAAGACAAUACGGUUGAAAACGUGGUCGUGGAUGACGUGAAGAUCAUCCGAUGGAACGAAGAUAUGCACGGGUCUGUUCUAAUCAAAACGUGGGUCGGCGCCUUGGUCCCCCAAAAUCCAUCUGCCAAUGGCUACUACGAGAAUGGCGGGCAGGCGCGAGGAGGCGGCUGGGGAUCCGUCCGCAACGUAGUCUUCUCAAACUUCCAAGUCGAAGGUGCGGACGCAGGACCGACAAUUGAUCAAGGAUCGGGCAACAAUGGCAGCUACGCAGGCACGAGCUUGAUGGACAUAAGCAAUGUCGUGUUUGCCAACUUCAGCGGCUGGCUCUCUGGCAAAGAGACCAAGGAGCGUACGACGAGCGAACGAGCAGCUGUAGCUACAUCUCGCCAGGAGGAGUGCACGGCGUCUCGGGGAGUGGGUGCUCUUGAGGGGUUUUUUGCCGUCUAG